This is a messenger RNA of Aedes albopictus (Asian tiger mosquito), 861 nucleotides long. RefSeq names its product THO complex subunit 7 homolog (gene thoc7). Gene Ontology annotation, cellular component: THO complex part of transcription export complex. The transcript has 3 exons. The record is from RefSeq and is a predicted model, not a curated record. NCBI's taxonomy places the organism in Eukaryota, Metazoa, Arthropoda, Insecta, Diptera, Culicidae. The coding region runs from base 110 to 772 and encodes 220 amino acids. Gene Ontology annotation, biological process: mRNA processing; mRNA export from nucleus.
CUGCCACUUCACAACAACCGAGCAGCGUUUUAGGCACGCAUUUGAAAUUAAUUUUAAAUAAAAUUUCAGCUGCUUCUUUACUAAUAAUCCACUAAUUUAAUCAAACACAAUGUCGGACGAGGAAGUGAUUCGACGCCGCCUGCAAAUCGACGGCGAUGGCACUGGAGACGACCGGCGUUUGAACGAUCUGCUGAAAACCUUUGUUAAAUGGUGCAACUCUCCGGACAGCCCAGAGAACAGUCAAGCCAUCCACGAUCGAUUGCUCGCCCAGCUGGCCCAGUGCGAGUUUGCGAUGAAAAAGUCCGAUUUCUCCGCUCGGGUGAUGGAGCAGGAGCUGAAGAACUAUGCGACAAUUUCGGACACCAUCGAGGCAGGGAUCGAAACGGCCAAAACGCAAAUCACUCAAAGCAAACAGAACCUGGUGCUGGCCAAAAAGAUCCGUAAGAACCGGAUGGAGUAUGAUGUGCUGGCCAAAAUUAUCAGCCAGCAGCCGGAUCGGAAGAACACCAUUAAGGAACUGGAGACGCUGAAGCAGGAAAUGGACCAACUACAGGAGAAGAAGGCGGUUCUCGAGCGGAAGCUGGAGACGAAGAAGAAGGACUUCACAGUGCUGAUGCGAUCAAUCGUGGAACUGCAGAAUAAGCUGGAUGCCAUCGGGGAAGAUGGCCAGGAUAGUGUGGACGACAAAAUGUCUUGCGAUGAUGAACCGAUUAUCGUAAGCGAAACGGUUAUGAUUGAGGAUACCGAAGCUGUAACGCCGAAGAAGAGUUGAGAAGCUCAUAGAAUUAAUUUAAUCUUAAGAAUAACCGUGGUACGUAAUGCGAUCAGGUACCUGGAGAGAAAUAUACGGUUCUAAAACAA